Messenger RNA from Ascochyta rabiei, 1620 nucleotides. RefSeq lists its product as uncharacterized. The record is from RefSeq and is a predicted model, not a curated record. The coding region runs from base 1 to 1620 and encodes 539 amino acids. The transcript has 3 exons. NCBI's taxonomy places the organism in Eukaryota, Fungi, Ascomycota, Dothideomycetes, Pleosporales, Didymellaceae. Gene Ontology annotation, biological process: arachidonate metabolic process. Gene Ontology annotation, cellular component: membrane.
AUGUCGCUACAACUCCCCCAAGAGUCCCCAUCGCGGCCGCUAAGCAUCCGAACCACGGGCACAUCGGCGACCAUGGCGGAUAAGACUGGGGAAACAUGGAGAAGCGCCGUCGACAAGCACAACUGCUGGGAAGACCUGAUACUCACAUUAGAUGGCGGAGGGAUACGGGGCUACUCUAGCCUAAUCAUCAUUCAACGGCUCAUGCACGAGGUCGCGCAAUGUGAACGGCGACUACAAGAGGAAGAGGGACCCGUGCCUGGCAGCAACCGCAGGGAGUUCGACGAGGAUGCGUUGCUGCCAUGUCACUACUUCGAUUACAUGUACGGCACUAGCACAGGCGGCCUCAUCUCAGUCAUGCUAGCGCGACUGCGCAUGACCGUACCACAAUGCCUGGAGAUCUAUCGACGCGUCGGCCACGAGCUCUUUGGUCAUCGACGGAAUACUCUGCCUUUGGCGACCAAGUAUCACCACAAACCGCUCGAGAAGGCAGUAUGCGAGAUUGUUGGCCAAUACUGCAAGCUCCAUCCAAACUGCGACGGCAAGGACUGGCACCCGUGGGACUGGGACCCCGUCGAUGAGGAGCCGUCGCGUCUCUCCGCGGCCUCCACCGUGAACAGCAGCUCGACAUUCAAAAGCUCAUACACGGACGCCCCGAUCCAGCCAGUGGACAGGAUAUGCCAAUCAAUCUGCCUCACGGCAACACACAACGGCCAGAUCGACGAGGCCUAUCUACUCCGCUCCUACAAUCACCGCUACGACCAAGACAUUCUCCCGCCCUGGGUGCGGCCGUACAACGAGGGUGCUGACAAGCUGAAAAUAUGGCAAGUGACCAGGGCAACAUCAGCAGCACCGUUUUACUUUGACAUGCUCGUCGCAGACCUUGGUAAAAAGCGCGGCAGGAAGGGCUUCAAAGAUGGUGGCAUUCGCGAGAACAACCCUUCGUACGCAGCAUAUAGCGAGCACGCAUCACUAAGAGGAGACGAACACGAACCAGCAUUGCUCUUGUCCAUUGGGACUGGACGCCCAAACAGCAACAACGACGGAUUCGCUGCAGUCUGGCCCGGACCUCUUGGGAAAAUACCUCUCUUGCAGAAAUGGAGCGAGAAGUUUGCAGUCUUCAAAAACGUCUUGAUCAAAUACACCGAAGGUGAGGCGCGACACAAGACAAUGCGCUCCAUCGCCAAGGGAGAGCACCGAUGGUACAAGCGCAUGAACGUCGACCAAGGAAUGGAUGGCCUUGCGCUCGACAACUGGGAAAAGGGGCCAUGGCUCAACCUGCAGACAGGCGAAGAGAAAGUAGUCACAGGCGGCAAGACGCUCUCGCGUAUGGAAAAAGCGACAGGCGACUACAUGAACCGCGAUAACGUCGAGACAUUGGACGGCGUCAGGGAGUACCAGCCUCCCAAAAUCGUGCUCCAGCAGAUUGCAGAGCGCCUCGUGCGCCACCGCCGCCUGCGCGAGGAAACCAAAAACGAUAACCUCAAGCGCUGGCAGACGCACAUGGGCCAGUGGCUGACUGGCGAGCUGAGAGACGAAGACUCCGCCAUCCACAUCCCGCCGCGCACCAGCCGGAAGGCCUCGCGAUCCAAGUCGCGGCCCGCCACGCCGGGACGCGCGUGA